UUGUGCAGCAUGUCCACGCAGUCUUAGUCUUGCGUUGCCAGGCGUCUGCUACAGUCUCAGCCAAGAUGAUGCUGACAAGAGGACUGGUGAUGUGCCUGCUGCUGCUACGGUGUGCACAUGGAGGCCAGGCACGCAGAGAGAGGAGGCACAGCAAGAGAGAGGAGGUGCGCGGAGAGAGGAGGCACAGCAGGAGGUCUCAGGACGCCAUGAUGUUCUUCAGCAAAGGAAUCAUCCUUGUGGUCAAAGAUGCCAACCCCACGCCUCCUGAGGUCCGAGUUCUGGUGCCCUCCUCUGCCCCGCCCGGGUCCGACCCCCACGCUGUCCUGUGCGUGGUGACGGGUCUCCACGGCAACAGCGUGGACCUCACCUGGAGCAUCGACCACGGCGCGGCCCGCCGGACACAGCCCAGCACACAGGCGGCGCGUCAGCCGGACGGGACGUACUCCGCUAGUUCCGUCCUCUUCCUGUCGGCCGAGGAGUGGAGUCCGCAGCACACGUACCGCUGCUCCGUCACGCAGGACCGCAGGGUCUACUGGGCACAGGCCCGGCCCGCCGCCUGCUGGACCUGA
Molecule: messenger RNA, 569 nt
Organism: Sardina pilchardus (European sardine)
Lineage: Eukaryota; Metazoa; Chordata; Actinopteri; Clupeiformes; Clupeidae
Exons: 3
Coding region: 66-569 (167 amino acids)
Source: RefSeq, a predicted model, not a curated record